This is a messenger RNA of Aspergillus homomorphus CBS 101889, 4734 nucleotides long. RefSeq lists its product as uncharacterized. Gene Ontology annotation, cellular component: nucleus. Lineage: Eukaryota; Fungi; Ascomycota; Eurotiomycetes; Eurotiales; Aspergillaceae. The record is from RefSeq and is a predicted model, not a curated record. The transcript is spliced from 5 exons. The coding region runs from base 1 to 4734 and encodes 1577 amino acids. Gene Ontology annotation, molecular function: transcription factor binding. Gene Ontology annotation, biological process: positive regulation of transcription by RNA polymerase II.
AUGGUCGACUUGUCAUGGAACAGAGGCAUGAUUGCCGAGUCUCGACCCUCAGGAAUGAAACCAACCGUCCCUACCAUGAACCCACAACCGCAAACAUCCACUGGGCGUUUCGAGCCUUGUGCGUCAACGGCGUCGCUUUUUCUAUACGCACAGGGCUCCGUGAUCUCGUGCCUUCACCAUGAUACCUUGGCGCUCGAGAGACGUUUUGAGAAUCACCAGGAGGACAUUGAGUUCAUAUCAGUUGAUAAUGUCAGUGAGCGGGGUGCUGGUAGACUUGUGCUGAGUUACGAUGUUGGCAAGACUGCUAUCGUUUGGGACAUUUUUACAGGGACGGUGAUUGCGAGAUUUGCAUCUUUUGAACAACUCAAAGUGGCCACCUGGAUGCGGAAUGGGAACGUAGCCUUCGGGAACGAGAAGGGCGAUGUUAUUAUUUUUGAGCCAUCGACCUCGGAGCAUAUUUCCUGUCGCACCAUCUUCGAUCCCAUAACCGCUCUUGCACCAGCUACAGACUGUCGAACAUAUGCAAUUGGAUAUCAAAACGGCUCUAUAAUGAUCGCUACGCUUCACCCCACGUUCACAAUUUUACAUACUAUGAACACCUCACGAGGACCGUCAUCUAUACUCUCCUUAGCGUGGCAUGCCUCGUCUUCUAAGCAGAAAUCCGAUAUGCUAGCGACACUGUCGGUAAACGGUGACUUGCGGGUGUGGAGCGUUGCAAAGCCACCAGGAAAAGAGCCUCCUCGGGUCAUCAGGGUCCUGAAACGAUCAGAUGGCUCGCCGCCAUCUGAGCCAAAAUGGAUGGCUUGGUCAAAGAAUGGAAGGAUUGUACAGUAUCUUGACGGAGAAACAUGGGCUUGGGAUGUCCGAACGAAACAUGUCACGUACGAGCCAGUCCCCACAGUCGAUAACCCCCGCGGGUUUGCGAAUUAUGGGCCGACAGCUACACUUUUCACCCUCGGGCCGCAGUUCACCGUUCAGCAGUAUGAUGUCGAAGCCCCAACAAUGGUGGCCAAUGUACAACAUGUCCCGGCUAGCGCUAUGCCUCUUCUUCAGGAUCCAGGGAAGCUGCGGACGUUGGAGGACCCGCCUACGAUCAAAGAGCCCGCAAAUACCUUCAACCCUAGAAGAACGCCAUUUGAUUUGAAUGGGGUAGAGGCUGUUCGGCAACAACGUGCAGAGCUUGGUAGUCCAGCUUCUUCGAGAAGCCAUGCAAACUCGGUCAGUUCAAAGGCGUCCUCAGGGAAGUAUAGGAUGGCUACGUUUUCGCCGCCAAGCAGGUCUGGAGCAACUGGAACGUCAUUUUCUUUGACAUCUGCAUCCGGACGGGAUACUCCCCAGGCGUCUGGAGCUUCAUACGCUUACGCCUCUUCUGUAUCAAUGUCUUCUGUCAAGAGCUCUCGUGCUGGGGGGUCGCGGCUGAGAAACGAAGUUCAACUCAGCCCGGCGGAUAGGCCUAAUGACCUGUUCCCCUUUACACGCGCACGUUUGAACGACGUGCCCUAUGGGCAUCAUCAACCGCUGGAUGAAUCUUGCCUGACUCCAGAUGAUCUACGACAACAGAUGCUCAGUGUUGUAUUUGGUUUUGACGGUGAUAUUGAAGGAUUGAUUCGAGACGAACUCAGUCAUCAUGCUCCUACAAGCCACCACGCUGUUUUGUUAGCUCAAUGGCUCGGGGAAUCCGACACGGACAAUAUGGUAUCAAUGAUCAGCUCUGGGCCUGCAACAGUCACCGACUGGAUGCUUCUCGCUUUCAGCCAAAUGUCUGGGGAGUCGCAAUCAAACAAAUUCGGGCAGGCCUUCGUUCAGAAGCUACUUGAGAUCGGCGAUAUACACACGGCGGCUACCAUAUUACUGGCGCUUGGCGAUAGGAACGAUGCGAUCGAGGUCUAUGUUUCUCAGAACUACUACAUGGAAGCGAUUUUGAUGACCUGUCUUGCCAUGCCUACGGACUGGCAACGCCAGUCAUAUCUUGUCCGACGGUGGGGUGAACACGUGGUGUCGCAUUCUCAGCAGCAGUUGGCAAUUCGAUGUUUUAUGUGUACAGGCGCUGAGCCCUCGGAGCCAUGGACAUCUCCUGCCGCUCAACAAGCAGCUUCAUUUUCGGAGGUCAUCACCAAGAGACCGCAGAUGAAAUCCCCCGAACCACCAUAUGCCAAUCCAGCCAAUUUGAUGGUCCCAACUACGCAAGCUAGACCUGCAGCUGCUAAUACCAGACAAGUCGCGAAAACACCGGCUCUCAAGCUGAUUACAUCUUUUGACUCGCAACCGAGUCACAAGUUCAACUUUCCCGGUUUAAAGUCAGAUGAUAGGACGCCAACGAAUGCCCCAGGGGUUACGCCAAUAGCUGAGUCGGCCGUGGUUGAGUCGGCUCUCUCGCCCGGCGGAUUCGGUUCAUACAAACUCAACAACAUUCAGAGCUUGAACAACGCGAUGAACGGACGAACGAACACGCCUGCUUUUAAUAGGCGCCGCCUUCCGUCUAUUGGAGAAACGCCGGUUGAUGUUCAUCCUCCAACCUUCGCGUCGGCCGCGUACAACAGCAGACCCACUGUGGACUAUGGAUCAACUUCUGAGAGCGAGGACGUCCAGGCUCGACAACAACUGGAAGACAACGGAGAUAGUGAAGGUCUUGGCUUACUGUCAUCCGCCCGAUACGAUCCGGAAGAAUACAAGCCUAGUCCUCAAACUGCGGUUCAGGCAACGACGGACCAGUUCGCAGGUAUCAAGGGCCUUCCGUCCCCAGCUGCCGGUGUCUUCGAGGCGCUAAAGGAGCGCUCUGACAGUAGAGCGAGUACUCGAGAACGGAAGCCAGAGGGCUUGCAACUCCACCUGGGUAGUUCCUCCCAGACCGACACGCAAGAGCAGCCCAAUAUGCUUGCAAAUUUCUCCAGAAGUCCAGCAUCAACAUUGAACAGCUUCAGUUCGGCCAGAAGUCCUAGCGUGAGCAAUCGAAGCAUUGAUCAAUAUAUCAGUAGUCUGGGCGAGGCGAGCUAUCACUCGCUGAAGUACCAACCUCCGACUGUGAAUACUCCCGGGCGAGGACGAAGGAACACGGACGAUGCGGUUAGUCAAACCUCUAGUCGGAGGUACCGAUCCAGAAAUGAUUCCCAGGAGACUCGUGGACGACAUGAGAAAAGGUACAUACAGCCAGCCAAGCGCUCGCCGUCCUCUCCGGUCCCAAUGUCACCUGAGGAGCUGGCACGGAUCAAUGCGAAUGCCGCAAACAAGCCAUCGUCUAGGACUCGCAGUGCUAGCCGAGUACGGAAGCCGCGCUCACGCAAUUCUUCCGAACGCCGUCAGAAUCGUUCAGCAAGCCGCAAUACCGCCAGCCGGCUCAACACCGAAAGCUCGCAACGAGGACGUAGCAUGGACCGACAAGGCUCAAGCAUGAGAUCUCCCUCGUCUCCGCUUCCACUCCCUACAAUGACACCAGAUGAUGCUUUGAGGCUAGUGGCGAGCGAUAGGGAGCGUCUGCGAACUCGCCAACGAAGUGGUAGCCGGCGUGCGGACAAGAAUAUGGGCACGAAAGGAGACGAAGCGAGACGUCCUCGAGCAGAUUCUCGUAGCCAUUCCGAGUUGGAGGUUCCAGCCAACGUCGAGCAAGACUCUGUUAUGGUCUUACAAGAUGGAAAGUUUCCCAGCAUGAUGUAUGUUGAUGGUAACAAUCAGGAAGUCAAAGAACUUGAGGCAGAGCUAGCACGCGAAGCUCCCCCGACGGCCAAUAGCCAUGCCGCUCUCAUUGAGCAAAGGAGAAAGCAGCUUGCAGCUGCUGAACUCGAAGCACGUCGGCUAUCCCUGGCGCGCAAUCCAUCUGCGCCGAACAUUCCGUUCCCUGGAGAAUUGCAGUCCGCCCGGACAGCUCCGGAGAGUCCACCAUUCUCGGCGGCUUCGUCAUUCACACCACAUACUCCUGGUCGACACAGGCCUACUGCAAGUAAAGGGUCGCCUGAUGGUCCUAGCGGUUUCGAGUCUAAAUCUCCCAAAUCAACAGUGCCCUUUGGGUUGCCAGCGACUCCAAGGGCUAUGCGACACCCAAAGUACAAUGGAUACGAGGAGACUGUAGCCGUACCUCCUGUGCCGGACAGUUCUAUAUUAUUGAGCGACGCAAGAUAUCAAGGAGAAGCAGAGAGGAUUGGCCGAUCAAUGUCGGUUCCGGUCCCUGAAACCCAGCCGUCCGGCCUCGUGCCUGCCGACAUACCAAUGCAUCCACGCUUUGAUCCACGACUACCCAGGAGUCGAUCGACAAGUCGAUCACGAGGUAUCGGACAUCAUCGAGACAGUAGUGGAAAUAGCUAUGGCGGCUCGCCUGUCACAGUGAGCAUUGAAGAGACCAUCGAGAAUGCGGUCUCGGUGCAGCAGGCCGAAAACCCUCCCAUCUUGCCGCAGCUCCAGCAUCUGAACCCUCCGCCACCCCCGCCCCCACCUGCUCCUCCAUUGGCCUCACCUCGUCAGUCUUCAGGCACCAUUGACAUUGCAUUCGAUAACGAGGACUUUGGACGGCUACUUCCUCGCGCGAUGACCGCUGCUCCGACGUUGAGCACUGAUAGCCGUCCAGGCUUAGAACACCGUCGCAUGUCUUUCGAGCAUCGACGGGGCCGCAGCGUGAACGAAAGCUUGAGCACGAAGAUCCGCAAUCUGACUCGUGUGAGUCAUAGCAAAAGCAAUGAGCCCUGGGUCUCUGCGGAGAUCCAUAUCCCCUACGAAAGCGUGCAGGUGAUGGAUGGUCGGCUGUAG